Molecule: messenger RNA, 6370 nt
Organism: Sorex araneus (European shrew)
Lineage: Eukaryota; Metazoa; Chordata; Mammalia; Eulipotyphla; Soricidae
Gene: APPBP2
Product: amyloid beta precursor protein binding protein 2
Exons: 13
Coding region: 307-2064 (585 amino acids)
Biological process (GO): intracellular protein transport
Molecular function (GO): protein binding
Source: RefSeq, a predicted model, not a curated record
CCGCCCCUGCGGAGCUCGGCGUUCGGGAGGCGCCGGGGUUUCUCUCAGACCCGGAAUGUGAGGCCUGGGGCUCGCCGCUGCCCUGCUGCCCGCCCGGCUCGCUCCGGGGCCCCGCGUCCGCCGCCGCCGCCCCGCCGCCCGUUCCCGGAGAGGCCCGGGGGGCCGUGCCCUCGUGUCCUGUGCCCGCGUGGCCGCCGCCGCCGCCCCGCCGAAUCCUCCGGGGCCGCCGACGAGUUCGCUACGGAGGGAGGCGGGGGCCUUCGGGAGGAGGCGGCGGAGGAGGAGGCGGAGGAGGAGGCAAGGAAGAUGGCGGCCGUGGAGCUCGAGUGGAUCCCCGAGACGCUCUACAACACCGCCAUCUCGGCGGUGGUGGACAACUACAUCCGCUCCCGCCGAGACAUCCGCUCUCUGCCCGAGAACAUCCAGUUCGACGUGUACUAUAAGCUUUACCAGCAGGGACGCUUAUGUCAACUGGGCAGUGAAUUUUGUGAAUUGGAAGUUUUUGCUAAAGUAUUGAGAGCUUUGGACAAAAGACACUUGCUUCAUCAUUGUUUCCAGGCUUUGAUGGAUCAUGGUGUGAAAGUCGCUUCAGUCUUAGCAUACUCAUUCAGUAGACGGUGCUCUUAUAUAGCAGAAUCAGAUGCUGCUGUAAAGGAAAAAGCCAUUCAGGUUGGCUUUGUUUUAGGUGGUUUUCUUUCAGAUGCAGGCUGGUACAGUGAUGCUGAGAAAGUGUUUCUGUCCUGCCUUCAGUUGUGUACUCUGCAUGAUGAAAUGCUUCAUUGGUUUCGUGCAGUGGAGUGUUGUGUAAGGUUGCUUCAUGUACGAAAUGGAAAUUGCAAAUAUCAUUUGGGUGAAGAAACGUUUAAGUUAGCUCAGACGUACAUGGACAAACUCUCAGAACACGGUCAGCAAGCAAACAAAGCUGCACUCUAUGGAGAACUCUGUGCACUUCUGUUUGCAAAAAGCCACUAUGAUGAGGCAUAUAAAUGGUGCAUUGAAGCAAUGAAAGAAAUAACAGCAGGUUUACCAGUUAAAGUUGUGGUGGAUGUUUUAAGACAAGCUUCUAAGGCUUGUGUUGUAAAACGUGAAUUUAAGAAGGCAGAACAAUUAAUUAAACAUGCUGUGUAUUUGGCAAGGGAUCAUUUUGGAUCUAAGCACCCAAAAUACUCAGAUACACUGCUAGAUUAUGGGUUCUACUUACUCAAUGUAGAUAACAUCUGCCAGUCUGUUGCAAUAUAUCAGGCAGCCCUUGACAUUCGGCAGUCAGUAUUUGGUGGCAAAAAUAUCCACGUAGCAACAGCUCAUGAAGACUUGGCUUAUUCUUCUUAUGUUCAUCAGUAUAGCUCUGGGAAAUUUGACAAUGCACUAUUUCAUGCAGAAAGAGCUAUUGGUAUCAUUACUCACAUCCUACCUGAAGAUCAUCUUCUUUUGGCUUCUUCAAAGAGGGUGAAAGCACUUAUUUUAGAGGAGAUUGCAAUUGACUGUCACAAUAAAGAAACUGAACAGAGGCUGCUUCAAGAAGCUCAUGAUUUGCACCUGUCUUCACUCCAGCUAGCUAAAAAGGCUUUUGGGGAAUUUAAUGUACAGACUGCAAAACACUAUGGAAACCUUGGAAGACUUUAUCAGUCAAUGAGAAAAUUUAAGGAAGCUGAAGAAAUGCACAUCAAAGCAAUUCAGAUUAAAGAGCAACUUCUUGGUCAAGAAGAUUAUGAAGUAGCCCUUUCAGUAGGACAUCUGGCUUCUUUGUAUAAUUAUGAUAUGAAUCAGUAUGAAAAUGCUGAAAAACUUUAUUUGCGAUCUAUAGCAAUCGGGAAGAAACUUUUUGGUGAAGGCUACAGUGGACUAGAAUAUGAUUAUCGAGGUCUCAUUAAACUUUACAACUCUAUUGGAAAUUACGAGAAAGUGUUUGAAUAUCACAAUGUUCUGUCUAACUGGAACCGGUUGCGAGAUCGGCAGUAUUCAGUGACCGAUGCUCUUGAAGAUGUCAACACCAGCCCCCAAUCCACUGAGGAAGUGGUGCAGUCCUUCCUGAUUUCUCAGAAUGUUGAGGGACCGAGCUGCUGAGGAGGACCUCAGCUAACUAAUUUACCUUUUCCCAGAUUCCAGGGAAUUCAUACUGUGAAAUCAAAACCAUGUUGUUUUUUGGGGCUGGAAUUUGCAUUGAAACACUGGUCCAGUCCAUUGGCCCUAUUUGGGUGAUCCCUAACUUGCAGAGUAUCCGUAGGAAUAAGCAUAUAUUCAGUUAUAUUCAGCAUGUAUCGCAUGUAUAAGUAGUCUGGCCCAUAUUUUCAACCUAGUAGAACAAACAACAGGAAAUCCUUUUUUUUUUUUCUUUUUAAAAAGUAAUUCAUUUUGCAGAAAGCCUGAAAGAAAAAAGAAUCCCUAAAUAAAACUAUUUAAGAGUUUAAAAGAGUUGCAUUCUUAUUAUGUAAGGAUGACUUUAACAUAUUUUUAACAUAAAAUUCUUCCAUGUGGAGGUAUUCAAUACUGUAUUGUAAAGACAUUUUAUGGGGAAAAAUCUUUGUAUGCAGUUUAGAAAAGUUAACACAGCUACUAACAGAAAAGGGACAUCCUGACUUAGAAUUGACCACCUGUUUCCCCAGAAAGGAAAUACAGCUAUACCUGUGCUGUAUUUCAAGGAAAGAACUGUCAGAUUCAUCUAAACUGGACCAGUGUUGAUCUGUAAGUAAGAGAAUAAGUGAUAGACCAGCAAUUUCAAUGCUUUGAGUUGUUGUUGGGUUUUUUUUUUUCUUGGUGGGAGGGACUUUUGGGGGGUUGGGAUUGUUUUUUGUUUUGGGGUUGUUUUUUUUUCCCCUUUGUUUUGGUACAACAAUGCAAGAUGCUCUGGUGGCAUUUGCUAACAGGACCAGGACGAUCUAAAAAGGACCAGCCUGAUGUAGAAAGGGGUUAGUUAUUUGGACCAGAGGCUUUAGAGUAUUAUUUUAGCCCCUACGUAUAGUUUUAUUAGAAUUAUUUCAUUUAGAUGUAUAAUGAAAAGUGAUGAUGCAAAAAUCAUACUCAUUUAAUAGGUGGUAAAUUAAGGAAAUUGGCAAUUUCUGUGGCAUAUCUUUCUUUAUUCAAGGUACACAGAUGGCAAUGCCAUAAGCAAGUCUACAGCUGCCUGCUGCAGCCCUCCCCCAUCAUUUUCAGUGUAACCCUAAUCAGCACUGUCACCAAGUAGAUGGCGAGGCAGGGAAGAGCUUGCGUGGGAUGGGGAUUUCAGAUUCCUGUGUGGUUUGUGGGCAUUGAUGGUAAAGUGAAUGCCCCAAAAUAAGCAGAUAUUCUUAGAAACCCUUCAUUUUUGUAAUAAAAGUAGAACAAGAGGUUAUCUUACUGAAAUUCAGUCAAAUGGAAAAAUCCCUAAUGAUCCAUUUAUCACACUAAUUUGUUUGUUUUUUAGCCAGUCAGGUUGUUUAAAGUUGAGGUAAUGCUCCAAUUUCAGAAGUUGUGACAUGUAGCAGUGGAAGAAACAAAAAGGUCUUUUUUUCUGUUACCUCAAUUCUUAUUAUAGUGGCCUAUAUGGUGCCUCUGUAGUUAAGAAUCAGGGUUUUCCCCCCUAUUUUCAGGGGUCCAUGACUUGGCUGUUAGAGUUGUUACUCCUGGCUGCUGUUGGGAGUGACAUGGGGUGAGUGACUGUGUGUUGAAUUUUAUUUUGUUUUGUUUUUAAUAUGCCUGUUGGAGUGGGAGGGGGAAAAUUUACCCAUCAAUAUUGAUUACAGAAAAUUGAGAAUUUCAGAUGAGUUUAACUUUAAAUACUUUUUUUUUAAUUUCCCAGAUAUGAUCUUUUAAAAAAAAUAACUAUUAUUUGCAGUCUGAUUAGUUGUAAACCAGUGUUUGUUAAGUCUAAAGAUGGGAUUGAACGGGAUAGGUAUCUAAUGACAUAAAGCAAGCCCAGAUCUGUGAUUUUGAAACCUUGGUUUAUUCCAUAAAUUAGAUUUUUUUUUUAAAAGAAAAAAGCUUUUUAAAGAGCAUACUUGCACACCUCCCUAUGUCUCCCAGAUAGUUACAGUCUAAUGCAAGAGGCACCUCUUCAUUAAUUACCAAAUAGUCUGUGUGACCAAGGACUAAUAAGUUACUUAGCUCUAUCCUCAUGGGCCUAUAUAUAUAAUACCUCCAAAGAUAUUUUCAGGGUAGGCUUUGUAAACUUUUGUUAUUUAGAGUCCUGUGGUAUGUUGUGGAUAGGAACGUCAUGGUAAAAUGAAUUGUUUUUCAAUAAAUAUUUUUUGAAACUUACGUUUCUAUAUGAAGUUUUUGGGUUUUUUUAAUUACUUUUUUUUUUUGGUGUGUGUAUGUGUGUGUGUGUGUGUGUUUGUGCACAUAAAGCAUUUCCUAGAAUAAAACCAAGCAAAUGACUUAAGGCCAUCCUCUAAUUCAGUUUGUAUUCAACUAAGCUCACACUCAGUGCUAAACUAACAUAUUUAGAAUCACAGGGCAGUUUAAAAAAAAAAAAUCAUUGGAAAUUUCCCUCAUUACCAUUGCUUUAACUUACUUUUCUGUAAUACAUACCUUAGGAUUUAAUGUUAACACGAGGUUGAGAAAAGAAAUUGCCAGUUUCUGUUAGUGAUGUUUUUUAAAUAUGCUAUUUCUAGUUCUAAUGAAAAAUAAUACCCGUAUAAUUUAAAAUAUGAAAUUGAUGUAGUGGAGUUUACAGUAAGUUAAGUGAAUGUCACCAUAAUUUUAUGAGAUUAGGGAAAAUCUCAUAGGAAGAAUGAAAUUUACCUCACUAUAGCCAUUAGCUUGCACAGAAUGUUCACCUAAAGUGUGAUUGUGUGUAAGGAGACCUACACCAAUAAACAGAAUUUUCUGAAAGCUUAGCAAAUUUAUGUUAAUUAACAGGGCUAAAAGCCUUGCCCUUUUCUAAGUUUCUUAUUUUUUUCCCAUCUUAACCCAUCUUUUUUCCUAACAUGGUGCUACUCAUACGUGAGUGCAUCAGUUAAUUGUUAGAACUCUCAUGAGCCAACAGCUGGCUGUCACUCCUUCCUUGAGUUUAAGAAUGCAGAUUGGGUUCUUAGGGGUCCUAGAAGCUGACUUUGCCUGGAACAUUAGAAUUCUAAUCAAAGUCUGUCUGCUUGGUUAAAAAUGAAAUAAGUUUCUUUGUAGUACAAGUGUGCUUUCAUUUGUGAAAAUAAAGAGAUGUGACAGCAAUCUUUGUUCCUAGCCUAUUGGAAAGGGAUCGUAAUUUUGUGAAAAUUAAGUACACAAUCUAUAAUUUUAUAGAGUGCUGUUUGGUUACUCAUAGAGUAUAAAUAAAAUGCUGAACGGUAAACAUACUUAAAAUACCUUUGAAGCUUUUGCCAUACUUUACAAAUUGAAGUAAUGGUUUGCUAGCUAGCAGGUAUUAACUGCCACUCUUUUUCUUUUUCUUUUUUUUUUUUUUUUUGCCCAAAAUUUGUAGCCUUGCUGCUUCCAAGCUGUUCUUUUUUUCUAGAUGGCAAAGUUACUACUGGAAAAAUACUUAUUUAUAAGUAUAAACUUUAAGAGUUUUAUUUUGCUUUAAGAAUUAAUGUCUGUCUCCCCUUGGUUUUUAAAGAACCUUAGUUUGUAGGAAAUUUUUUUGUCCUUUUCCUUUUAAUCUGUCAUAUGGAUUAAUCUCCAAUUUAAACACUAGUAGUUUGUAUUGCCCACAAAUCUCAGGAAUGUUUUAGGCAGAAAACUGGUCUUACCCUGUUGGUGAUCGGAAGGAGUGUGCUUUAAGAUUUAUUAAGUAACCCUUUCAUUUCAGUUCUAGGUAACUAUAGCAUGAGUGGCCUUGGUGAGUUUGUUGAAGUGCACAUUUUUUUCAAAAGUAAAAUUUAAGAUUAAAAAUAUAUGCUCUAUAUAAAUAUCUAGAAACUUGGUUGUGGUGCACAAGUCCAGUGUUGGGUCAGUCAAUAACUGUUGCAGGUACCAUUUGUGUAACAUUACUCAUUUCUGUAUAUUCCUUUUAUGGAAUAUGUUGCCAUGGUAAUUAAAACUGAUUUUGUUCUACUUUUAUGAUGUGAAUGAAUGCUACGUUUUAUUAAAUAUUACCAGGUCAGUACUAUUUUUAUACUUUGUUAAGCAACUGGGGAUUUUAAUUUAAUAGACUCAAAAGAAAAAGCUCUAAAUGACACAAAAACAAGUCACUAACAACUCUACAUGAAAAUCCCCACUAAUAAUAGUGCCAUAGUAAUUUCUAUAGAAAUACCUAAGUUCAUUGAUAGAUUUUUGAAGGCAGUUCUUCAAUGUGUCAGAAUGACCUUUCCUGUCAUCCUUAUCACCAACUUGUAGUGCCCACCAUUACUUGUAACCAUUAAACCAUUGUUUGUAACCAACAUUGUGAUAUAUAUUCUGUACUUGUAUUGCUAAAAAUGAACUAUUGACCUAAUAAAUAAUAGUGUUCCUGCAAUAA